UUUUUGACAACAUAACCUCGAGUGACAGCUCUGACUGGCUAGUUUGGAUUUCAGAUACGCUUUGUGAAAUUGUUAUUUCUUGUGAUUCUCAUCUUAUUUGUGUAGUUAUUAUAUUUUAAACUUGAAAAAUGGAGCUAUCAGCUGAGGGUAAAACUCCAGAAUACAUGGCCCUAGCUGGCAUUAAGUUCAAGCUGACUUUGCCUGACUUAAAAAAUGAUGCACAGCUACGGGAGCAACUAUUUCAAGGAAUAAAGGCUGGAAAUAUGGCUCCCUAUUACAAGGAGGUUUGUGCUGAGUUAGGCUGGCCAUUUGAUCAGAAGUUAUAUGAUGCUAUGGCUAAAGAGAAUCAAGAACGAUUAUCUAAAUUUGAGGAGGAUGAUUCCGAGACGCCAGUUUGGCAGGACAGAUUAGACUACAUGUGUUCUAUUGGCGACAAAGAGGGAGCAACGGCUUUGGCUACUUCUAAAUAUGAAGAUUCCACAUUAACCACCAACAGAAGACUUGAUGCUAUAUUUGCGUUAUUCAGAAUUGCCUAUUUCCAUGGCUGCAAUGUGAAGGAUAUGGGAAAAGCUAUUAAUAAGGCCCAUGAGCUGGUUGACAAAGGUGGAGAUUGGCGUUCAAGGAACAAGCUGAAAGCCUAUGAAGCUAUCUACUGCCUGGCUGUCAGAGACUACAGCAAAGCUGCAGACCUCUUCAUUGACUGUGUCUCCACUUUUGAGUCUUAUGAAUUAGUUGAUUUUGGCACAAUAAUCCAAUAUUGCGUGCUAGCGUGCGCUCUAGCGCUGGAACGGCACGCGCUGCAAGCGGCGCUGCGGCGGCAGGGCGCUGCCGUGCAGGCGCUGCGCUCGCGCUUCCCCGAGCUGCGGGAGCUCGUCGAGUCGCUGCACGAGUGCCGAUACGCGGACUUCAUGAAGAGCUUGGCCUGGGUGGAGACCCAAAUCUGCGUGGACCCGGUGUUCCGCCCCCACUACCAGCACUACGUGCGCGAGGCCCGCAUCAAGGCAUACGUGCAGCUGCUACGCGCUUACCGCUCGCUGAGUCUCGACAACAUCGCAGCCACCUUUGGCGUAACCCGCGAGUUUGUUGAGGAGGAAAUCUCCAACUUCACGGCGGCGGGGCGGCUGCAGUGCCGCAUCGACGCGGUGGCGGGCUGCGUGGUGACGGGCGCGGGGCGCGGCGCCGACGCGGACCGCUCGCAGCUGUACCAGGCCACCAUCCGCGAGGGCGACCUGCUGCUCAACCGCGUCAAGAAGCUCGCCAGCGUCAUCAACUUCUAGAUCUAUCUGCCGUGCGCGGGCUCACACCCGCCCGCCCACAUGUACUGCUCACAACUUCUCGUUGUUAUUCUGUCCCAUUGGCCGGGAGAAAUUCGUGAGACGGUUUGUUAGAAUAAAUGAGACAUUCUACUGGCACGCUUAGUAAAUGGUCUAUAAUGGAAUGGGCUCCGAACUGCCCCAAAUCAGAUGCAUCAUCCAUACACUUUUUCCACGCAUGUUACGGAGUGAGAGAUUCGCGUUUUGCGUUAGCUCAGCGUGAUUUACGUUUAUUCUUCACAAGUCUCUUACUAAACCAGUAUCUGUUCUUACUUUACAUGUUAAAGGGCAUUAUACAAUUAAGCCAGAAAUAGUGAAUCUGUUUUCCUUUCUUAUAAACCGUCUCUCAUAUCUAGAUCCUCAAGUAGUAUAACCAAAUGUAAUGAAAUGAGGGUUUGUACCAUUUUGAAUAUUUAUAUUGAAACAAUACUUACCUACUCCUAUUAUUGCAACUCUAGCACCAACAAGGCGAAAUGCGACAUUAAUGACGCAUAUUUUAGCAGCAAUCUGAUUAUUUACCUAGUUAAAGUAAUAAGUUGAAUUGUAUUGAAAUUAUUUUAUAAACAUCUCUAAAUAAAAUUAUGAUAAGAAA
Messenger RNA from Cydia pomonella (codling moth), 1905 nucleotides. RefSeq names its product 26S proteasome non-ATPase regulatory subunit 6 (gene Rpn7). The record is from RefSeq and is a predicted model, not a curated record. The transcript has 6 exons. The coding region runs from base 129 to 1277 and encodes 382 amino acids. NCBI's taxonomy places the organism in Eukaryota, Metazoa, Arthropoda, Insecta, Lepidoptera, Tortricidae. Gene Ontology annotation, biological process: proteasome-mediated ubiquitin-dependent protein catabolic process. Gene Ontology annotation, cellular component: proteasome regulatory particle.